Molecule: messenger RNA, 5991 nt
Organism: Diabrotica virgifera virgifera (western corn rootworm)
Lineage: Eukaryota; Metazoa; Arthropoda; Insecta; Coleoptera; Chrysomelidae
Gene: CBP
Product: sarcoplasmic calcium-binding protein
Exons: 5
Coding region: 245-1036 (263 amino acids)
Molecular function (GO): calcium ion binding
Source: RefSeq, a predicted model, not a curated record
UAAAGUCUAUAUGCGCGCGCUACCACUUGGAGAGAAAGAACUAAAAUUUCAAAGGACGUGAGACGUGACCGCGACUGGCAGGGUGAUGGAAGCCUAUUUACCAAUCUGUGUGUAGAGAGACGCUAGAGAGAGAGACAACAGAUAACAGUUGUGUAGUAAACUGUUCAAGUGUAAACAGUAAACCAUCAGUAAACCAGUGACUUAUUUAAACCCCUGACAAACGGAACUUAUUAUUGUUGCUAAAAUGGCAUUUUCGAUAUUUAGACAAUGCGUGAAAAACGGGAUAACAGUUUCUAACAGAAGUGCCCUUAUGGAGGGUGUUUUGAAGAACACGCUGGCGAAUGUGAGUUGCAGAUGUGUUCCCGUGGCAGCUGUCAAUUUUAACAAUUCUAUAGUAGCUAGAAGUUAUAGCAAACAUGCCAAACACACACACGCAGAAAGGAAAUAUCAGUCAGACUCAGAAUCAGAUAGUGAUCUGGAAUGGAUUGGACACAGAGGUGAAUCAGAUUUUUGGAGAAGAAAAAUCAGAACCUUCCAUGGAAUCCUCGACUUAAAUAAGGACGGUGUUAUUUCUUUUGACGACUUCAAACUGCUCAGUGAUCGGUUUAUAAAUCUAGGUCAUUUACGUUCAGAACAAGUGAAAAAAUUCCAGGAUGUUCUUAAGAAUCUUUGGGAGAAGCAGUUUGGAGAAAUAUCCCCUUACAACUUAGUCUCAGUGGAAAGAUAUUUAGAAAAUAUGCACCACGUGCUCAACGAUAAAAGACUGGUCAGGAAGGCACAUUCCUUUUUGCCUUACUUAUUCAAGGCAGUUGAUAAAGACAGAUCCGGAGAAAUCUCCGUGGAAGAAUUUAAAUUAUUUUUCAAUGUAUUGGGCCUCAAAGAACAAGACGCCAUCUUAGCUUUCCGGGCAAUAGACUCAAACGGAAAUGGAAAAAUUACCCAAAAAGAGUUCGUGAAGCACGGAAGAGAUUUCUUUUUGACUGAAGACCAAGAAAGGAUAAGCAAAUACUUCUGGGGACCAUUAGUAGACCACUAAGAUAUUUUAUACCAGUGACGUUAAAACAAGUGAAACAUUACUUUAAGGUCUAAAAUAUUUGCAUUUAUAUUUAGGAAAGAGCUUUUUAAUUUUAGCUAAUUUUAAUUGUUUAUUUGUAUUUUCCAUUUGAAAAUUUUUUAUGCUGUGUAUAAAAAUAUUCAUUUUAUUUUAAGAGAUAAUACAAUGAACUUAAAUUAAAAAUCGACGUACGUCGUAUUUACACUGUUGUCAUAUGGCUUUACAAAGUAACCAUGGUUUAUAAUCUUUUUUAAGAUUUAUUUUGGAAAUAAAUAUAGUAGUUAACUUCCAUCCGAUCCAUCCUAUGGCUUUACAGCCCAAUUUGAGCCCUGCCCUCCCUCACAAACCUCUUCAUUCGUUACGGUCUGUAGCCAUUCUCCUCCACAAUCGACUGCCAAGGAGAUUUUUGCGUCAUCCACAUCGUCCUCCUAUCGUUUUCUCGGUCUUCCAAUAGGUCUCUUUUCCUAAAUUCAACGUGUUUUUAGAAGCCUGUUUUCUAUCAUCUUGAAUACAUGGCCUGUCCAUUGAAGACGCUGUAGAAGGACAUAGAUACAGGUGGUUUCUUUUAAAUGACUCAAGAACACAAUUUGUUAAACCCUCUGUACAUGAAUCGGCAUCAAUAGCAUCUUGUAACGGGUAGCUCUUUGAGGACGACAGACUCAGUAAAACGCAGGUUAAAAACAAAGUAAAUUUAUUUAAGAUAAUUAUAUACAGUUUAAAAUAAAUAAAAUAAAAUAUAAUUCUAUCUUCUACAAAGGGAAAAUAACAUUAUGCUUGCCACAGUCAUUCGAACAUACUAGAAAUAAUAAAACGAUCCAAUACACCACACAAUAUAUACAAUAACUAUGGAGCGUUUCACGGUAAGAAUAGAACAUUGCGGAGAUAGCCCCAUGUAUUUCUUAUGAAUUUAGAAUCGCGUCGAUGCCACGCCGUACUGAUUAGAAUGAAUCGUAUAUCGGCGGUCGAUUAGCCACCCGCGCCCGAGAGGCUUGGCAACACUGAUUUCCAUAAGCGUAACGUUCUAUUAUUAACGUGCAACAAAGUAUAUCUCGCUACGCGGAAUCAACAUAUCUACAUUUUCAGACCCAGACAUCGCAUUUCAAUUCAAUGCGAUAAGGUUUAACAGCGACACGCAGUCACCCGUUCAUCGUUGCUACCGCUCACUGCGGUAACGGUUAUGGUGGAACGCCACGUCACUACUGUGGCGUCUACCUAGGCACAGUUCCACCUCAACCCGGUGCAUCUCUGCCAUCGAGCUAUUGCUAAUUUAAUUCGUUAGCAAUAACUGAUUUUAUGAUUCACCUGGCUCGUCUUAAAUGUGUUCUCGAUGUCACUUCUCCUUCAGUUUCGCCCAGCGAUGAUAUGAAGAGGAGAUGCGUCAACUCGGAUACUCCUACGGUCGUCUCUGGUCGACCGGCCCAUCGCCCGCUGUGGCGUCAUAUCAUUACAUGUUUCGGUAAACCCUACCUCUAAAUGUCCCACUUCAAGUGGAUAGCUACAAAAAUACCAUCUACUCUGAUGUUCAUAAACGAAUCUCGACUCGAUAAAGUCGGUUCCUAUCUUUUGUGCUGCACGAGAUGUGCGUGAAUGUAGAAAUUUUGCGGUAAAAAUCUGGCUACAUUAACAUUUUAUAGCAAAUUGUAUCAGAGAACAGUCAAUAACACAUUAUUUAUAACUUUAAAUUACUCUUUUGACUGUCAACUAACUCAAAGAUCGAUUACCCCAUAUAAUUGCAAGGGAAACAAAUAUUGAAUUAUCUCGGUAUUUUGAAAUUAUUAUACCGUUAGGUGAAAUGAUUCUUGAUUUGAGUUCAUUAGUAUUCCAUUUAUACUAGUUAAUUAUAUGCAAGGUUGCAUUGAUAUUUUAUGCGAAUAGUUUAAUUGAUUAAGGUCAUUGACCAUUAACAAUUAUUCAUACUCCCUUUCUCUAUAUUUUUAAUGUUGUUCAAUUACAAUAAUUAUCAUAAGUCUCACCUUUUAUAUUCUAUAGAAAAUUGAUACCUAAAGUAUGGCAAACUGAUUGUUUAUUUAAUUUGCAAUACAUUUUCAAAACUAUCUAAAAUUUUUGUUUUUUAAUGGCAUACAGCAAACAUUAAUUAUGGUGAAGUUUCGUUGCUAAAAUUUUGAAAGAACCCAUGUAGAACCCAUAUAGAACAUGUUCGUCAGUUUCGUUUUCUCGUUCAUACUUCCUGCAUAAAGGUGUGUCUACUAGCCCCAGUGUGUGGAGGUGGUUGCUUAAAUCACAAUAACCAGUUAAAAAAUCAACUGACAAGCGCAGGUUUUCCUGGUCAUUUCCAAGUAAUUCUUUGAUGCUGACUUUUCAAGGUUCCUUAGUGUUACCUUGACAAAUCUACAUCCUUGUUCUUCUUCUCAUAUUUUCACCGUUUGCGUGUGGGAGUGACAUUUAGCAAUUUCCGCAAUUGUUGUAGUUGGUCACCCAAAAAGAUCACCAGGUCCUAAGAAUCUUGGUCUGCCGCCUUCCUAGCUGGUUAGUCGGCAAUACGUUUCACGCACUUCACCAUAAUUGGUGUUUCUGUACUGUUUAUCUUACUUUGUAUAAAAAAUCUUUGAAAUUGAUUGAAGAUGCGGUGAAUUUUUAUAAUUUAUAUUACUAUACAUCACAUUAACCUACUACAAAUAAUACAAUAUGAUAUCGAAAGAUAUGUUUCACACGAUUAUUGAUUAUGAUUAACAAAAAAAAACUCCAAGGAAAUAUCUUGGAGUAUUUCUUCCAUCUUUUUGCAGAGGAGCAAUCUACAUCUCAGUUUCGUAAGGGUUAAAUUAUCACGGUUUAUCUCUUGACGAAAGAUUAGGGAAUCAUUUCGUAUUUUUUUUCUUUCUUUGUUUUAUUCUGCGUAAGACUGACAAAUAUGUAGAUACGAACAAUUUUUAAAGGACUUUUCAUAUAAUCAUAAGAGCUGUAAGAGCAAGAAAAUAUUUCGAUCUAUAAUAGAAGCUGAAGUGGCAAGUGUAUACUCAAUAUUAAAAUAAUGUAGUGUCUAAUAAUAACUCCACCAAAAAAAACAACAUCCGAACAAGUGUAGCGAUUACAGAAUGAUAAGCCUUAUGAGCCACAUUUGAAAAUUUUUCUACGUAUCAUCCACAGUAGAAUUAAAGAUAAAUGUGAAGAUGACCACAGGAUGCAACACAAUUUGGCUUCAUAAAUGCACUGGGAACCCGGGACGCACUCUUUGCACUAAAUGUAUUAUUGCAGAAAUGCCGAGAUAAAAGAAAAUACGUCUUUGCUGUAUUUAUUAACCAUAAAAAGGCCUUUGAUCGUGUAAAGCAUCACAAAUUAAUUACAAUAUUAAAGGAUAAAGGAGUUGAUAGUCAAGACGUACGAAUUAUAGAAAACUUAUACUGGCGUCAAACAGCGACAGCUUGCAUAAAUGGAAAAUCAACAGAAAUAUGUAAAAUUCAAAGAGGUGUCAGAUAGGGUUGUAUACUGUUCCCACUGUUAUUCAAGUUAUAUUCAGAUAUAAUAUUUAAAGAAGCGCUGCAUAAUUUGGAAUAGGGCGUGAAAGUUAAUGGAAUUCUGAUCAAUACAAUCAUAUAUGCAGAUGAUACAGUUAUUUUAAGUGAUGACAUGAAUGGAUUACAUGGCCCCUAAAUGCCAUUGACACAGUGGGAAGAGAGUUUGGCCUGAACAUUUUUUUAAAUUUAAUUUGAUGGCUUUGGUAAAGACCAAUUAGCCAAACAAUGUUUACAUUUAACUAUGAUAUUAGGCCUGAACAUAAACUUCAAAAACAAAAUACAUGGUAUUUAGCCGUUUGGCACAUCAAGAUUCACGGUUAUAUGCUGAUGGUCAUAUAAUUCAAAGAGUAUCCAGUUUUAAAUAUCUUGGUUGCCAUAUUACCUACUGAACAACUAGAUCCAGAUAAAGAGAUAAAAUGUAGAAUGGAAAUAGCCCGCAAAACAUUUUUAAAAAUGAGGUCGUUCUUCUGUAAUAAUAACUUGCAACCUCAACUUCGAAAGCGCAGGAUUAAAUGUUACAUUUGGUCAGUUCUCCUAUACGGUUUCGAAGCAUGGACAUUAAAAAUAUCCACCAUUAAUCGUUUGUAGACCUUUUAAAUGUGGCUGCACAGACUUACACUAAAAAUACCAUGGACGGCUAUGCUGACAAAUGUGGCAGUCCUUAAGAGAGCAAAUGCUGCUCGCGAGCUGCUUGAUAAUAUCAAAUGUAGAAAUAUAGCCUAUUUUGGACACGUAGUAAGGGGAGACCGAUGUAAUAUUCUUCAACUUAUGAUGAAACGUCAACAAAAUCGAAGGACGCAGAUGAAAUUGGUAGAAAACAGGCCUCUUGGUUAUCAAGGAGUAUAUUAGGGAGUGGACAGGCAUAAAGAAAGCCGAACAACUAUUUAGAACAGCUCGAGACAGAGACAGUUUCGCCGUGUUGAGAAAAAUAAACCUAUGAAGAAGAAAACUGGGGCCGAACACUCGCAAAAUACGGUCAUCAAGAAUUCAGAAUCAUAAACUUCGUAAAUUCGUAAAAAUGCCAUAAAAACUAACAAACUAAUCGUCCUUUAUUCUGAGUAAUAUGAUAACUUCAUAUGGUUCUAUUCAAUUCUUGUUGUAGCUUUUUAUCGUUGCCUUAUGAAUAAGUCUGAACAACAACGUAUAUAUUUUUGUAAUAUGUCUAUAAUCUUUGUGGAUUUUUUUAUUUUAUAUUAUUUGUGGUAUAUAUUUAUUAGAGUAAGAGUUAAAACAAUAGGAUGAAAUUUAUAGCAAUCACAAUUUUAAUUGUAAGACAAGAUUGUCCAGGUUUGAUAAUUUUGUACCAGACGUUAGAAAAGGUGCUCAAUUGUGUCCGGCUGCUACAUUGAUACUGUAUUGUAAUACUUUAAGAGAGUGAGAAACAAUUGCAUAUAUGGAAAAUUAUCAAAUCUACAACUUUAUAUUUGUACGUUUUGUAAUGUAAAUAAACAUAGUGUAUAUAUA